AUGGAGCAGCUGAAGAAGCUUGGGGGCGAGGCUUCCCAGCGCCCCCGUCACCACACUCAUGCUUCCUCUCUUUGUUGCUUCAGAUGUGAGCGUAGUGGAUUCGUAGUCCUACUGCUACUGUGGUGGCGGCGAUGGCAAGGCUUCAAGUUGGAGGACACUGCAUGCUGGCUCGGUGUAGAGCUCACCCUCGCCGAUUCACUCUCUAGAGCAACCUCCAAUGGACAGGAGGACACUGCCGAGUUAAUAUUCAAUGGCGUCACGGAACAUCGAUGCAGAAACAGGCAUCGUUUCAGACAUGUCACUGAUGCAGGCCAUGUGCCAUGUCAGCGAUUGCCGAUUUACCAUGCGCAUGCACUCUGCUUCGCCGGUGAAUGGAUACCGACGACUCGACUCGGUGGCCGCACAGAUCAAGGUCUCCUCCAACCACGUGCCGUCGUCCUCUCAACUGCAGGCCGCGGGCCUUCUUGUGUCGGCUUCAUUAUUGCCUUCUGCUGCGCUGAGAGCUUGAGGCGUACAGGCCGUGGCUAA
Miscanthus lutarioriparius is the source of this 528-nucleotide messenger RNA. The record is from the annotation of a GenBank genome assembly. NCBI's taxonomy places the organism in Eukaryota, Viridiplantae, Streptophyta, Magnoliopsida, Poales, Poaceae.